Messenger RNA from Drosophila innubila, 5194 nucleotides. It is a transcript of the gene Fak, whose product is annotated as focal adhesion kinase 1. Lineage: Eukaryota; Metazoa; Arthropoda; Insecta; Diptera; Drosophilidae. The transcript has 20 exons. Gene Ontology annotation, molecular function: ATP binding; protein tyrosine kinase activity. Bases 403 to 4833 code for a protein of 1476 amino acids. The record is from RefSeq and is a predicted model, not a curated record. Gene Ontology annotation, biological process: signal complex assembly; protein phosphorylation. Gene Ontology annotation, cellular component: focal adhesion; cytoskeleton.
CCGAGAGGGGAAGUAAUUGCUGUUUUAAAAAAUUAAUAUAAUUAAAUAACUAAAUAAUACUGUUCAAACAGUUCAUAGAAAAUAAGUUUGCUUUGUCAGUAAAGAUACAGAAAAUGCAAUUGACUUGAUAGCAAAAAGGCAAACAAAUAUUUAUAAGAAACCGAACAUUUGCAUUAAAGUUGUAUGUAUGUAUAUAUGUAUGUACACAUUCAUACAAAUAUUCAUAUGCACAUACGUACAUACAUAGCGAGUUUUCCUUAAAUAUUAUACAUUUUACGGAUUAAUCGAUCGUAUAGUUAGGAGCAGACUUUUGUGGUCUGGGUUAAAUACGUACAUACAAACAUACAUUAAUAGGUGGUGAAUGCACAUAGAAAAUCGCCAACAGUGCGAUAUAUUUGAAACAUGAACACACCGGAGGUCAACCAAAUAAAUCAGCCGCAUAAGAGCAAUGAGUCACAAUCGGAAGAUUAUGUUCUUUAUGUGCACAUGCCAAACAAGAGUUUUAAGGCGAUUGGAUUUAAUAAAAACGAAACGGUAUAUCAUAUUAUCAAGAAAACGGUCGCAGAGUUUGGAAAAGACGGUCAACCUCCUCCGAACACUCAGCGCUAUGCAUGUCGAAUGUUGAAUGUGAUCACAAAAGAGGUGCUAUGGCUGGCAAGGACAACAUUAAUGGACAAGGUCUUGUCUCACAUUUUGUCGCCUGGAUGCUCCAAUGUCGACUGUCCAAACAAUGAUUCAACAAAAGCCGAGCUUACUGAAAACAGAGAUACGCAUCAGGGCAGACGUUUCAUUAGCAAAGGGGUGUGGCGUGUGGAACUUCGUGUCCGUUAUGUGCCUCACAAGAUUCAAGAUUUGUUUGAUGAGGACAAAUACACUUGUUUCUACUAUUUUGAUCAGCUUAAGGAAGAUUAUAUCCAAGCUAAUUUAGCUUCGGUUGAUGCCGAAUUGGCGGUUCAAUUGUGCUGUUUGGGAAUACGUCAUUACUUUAAGAACAUAACUCUUAAAGCUCCGGAUAAGAAACAGCACAUUGAUUACAUUGAAAAGGAAAUUGGAUUCAAAUAUUUUAUUCCGCAAUCUGUGAUAAUCACAACAAAGCCAAAGAAUCUGAAGAAAAUGAUACAGGUCGGAUACAAAAAGGUCUAUAAUUACAACGACAUUGAGUACUUGACAAAGUUCUUCGAUCUUCUAAAGAACCUUUCUUUAACCGACUAUGAACAAUUUUCGGUUACCUUGAGCUCAGCUUGGAAUAUAUCAGGAAUCCUGCAUGUUGGUCCUCAAAUAGGAAUCUCUUAUCAGACACAUCCACAAGCUAGUUUAAGGAAUGUAGCACAAUUUAAGGAUGUCGUUGCUAUUAAAACCUGCGCUCUUCCAAAAGAAAAACUCUCGAAGGAUAAAUCAACUGAAUUCGAACAACAAACCAUGAACUGCAACUGUCAAAAAAUCAAAACUCAAAUCAAGAUUUCUGCAUCAAAUAUCGAAGAACCUUUAAUUAUUACAUGCAAUGGAGUUAAUACCGCUGAGAGUAUAGCCGAUCUUAUUGAUGGAUAUUGCAGACUAUUAACAAAAGAUAUGGAAUUUACAAUUUGGGAACGAGAAUCAGACGCACAGAACACCGAAACAUUAACGAAGGCAUCAAGUACUUUAAAAGACGGUCCAACCACUUCUUCUCCAACUAAAAGUAAACCUACUCUAACAGAUGAUUACGCUGAAAUUGGAAUGCUAGAAGGGGAGGGAGAUUACUCUACUCCAACAGUACGCAAUUAUGAACUGGAUCGAUCUCAAAUAGUACUCAGUGCUAAAAUAGGCGUUGGACAGUUUGGAGAUGUUUAUGUUGGGAGCUAUACGUUUCCGAUAUCAUCUAAGGCAAAGAGCAAAUCAAAUAAUAGUUCAUUAAGUACUAGCGAUGCCAAAUAUGAUGUAGUCCAAGUAGCAGUAAAGACAUGUAAAGCAAACGAGGAUCCAGAAAAGACAGAAAACUUUCUUGCCGAAGCAUAUAUAAUGCAAAAGUUCGAUCAUCCACACAUUAUUCGGUUGAUUGGCAUUUGCAGCAUUAUGCCCAUUUGGAUUGUUAUGGAAUUGGCAAAACUCGGCGAACUACGUGCGUACUUAAAGACAAACAGUGAUAGAUUGAGCCAAGGAACCUUGCUUAAAUAUUGCUACCAAUUGUCAACCGCACUCAGCUAUUUGGAAUCUAAAAAAUUUGUACACAGAGACAUUGCCGCACGGAACGUUCUUGUGAGCUCUCCCACUUGUGUCAAGUUGGCUGAUUUUGGUUUAUCUCGCUGGGUUUCUGACCAGUCUUAUUAUCACUCAACGCCCACAGUUGCGCUUCCCAUUAAGUGGAUGUCACCGGAGUCUAUUAAUUUUCGUCGGUUUACGACUGCUAGUGAUGUUUGGAUGUUUGGUGUAUGCAUUUGGGAAAUUCUUAUGCUGGGCGUGAAACCUUUCCAGGGCGUGAAAAAUAGCGACGUUAUUACAAAGCUGGAGAAUGGAGAGAGAUUGCCAUUGCCACCAAAUUGUCCCCCCAGGCUAUAUUCACUUAUGUCUCAGUGCUGGGCUUACGAACCGCUAAAGAGACCGAAUUUUAAGCGUAUAAAGGAAACAUUAUGUGAAAUUCUUUUAGAAGAUAGCAUAAACGCCUCGGAAACGAUGAGACGGGAGCAGCGACGUGUCGCUGGUAUUUCUUGGCUGGGCGUUGAGGACAAUGACAUUCCUCCAUCAAAACCAUCCAGAACUGUGAAUGAUAUAGAUAAUCCAGGCAAUAUGAAUGCCAGCGACGAAAACAGAGUUGUACCUCAGACAUAUAUAAUUGCACAAAAUCCUGCGGUGCUUGCCAGACUAAUGAUGGAGAACCAAAAGCGAGGCAUAAAUCCGGCAGCCUACACCACACCCGCCUCGGUAUUUAAUACUUUAGCCGUAGGAAUAGAUGCCACUAAAUCAAAUCAAUCGCUUAAGACCACUAAACUCCCAGCAGCGGAGCUCUUAAAACUCGAUCCUGUUGCUGAUUCAGAAAAACAUAAAGUCAAACUCCCAACUAACAGCAUUUCAUCUCAAAAUCUUAAUCCUUCACCAUCAUCAGCAUCUGUAGCUAGUACAUUUGAUUCGUCCCUUAUGCCAGCUAAUUUACAUCCCAUGCAUAUUAAGCCUCAGUUAUCAGGAUUUUCCAACGAGCAUUUACCAUUAAAGAAUAACUUUAUACUAUGUGCACCACCUACGGAGAGUGACUUUCAUGUCAAUCAACUGCAGAUGGAUUACAGAUCUGUCAAUCAAACGCCCCGAUCCGCAGGUUACAGCCUUUAUGGCAGUCUUGAAAGGCACCAGCCUCCAAUGGAGAAGACAAUGCACUCAAAGGGCGGCAGCCUGGAGCGUCAUCAAUCGUUGAUGGCUGCUCAAAACAUAAUCUUUCACAAACAAGGAUCUUCGGAUCGUUCCAGAAGUAUGGAACGCAAGACACACCUUCAUACAUAUCGCCAGCAAAUGAAAACAUCCAUUGAAUGUGAAUCUCUGCCCGAAGAAAUCUAUGAUUUUGGGGGAGUUGGACUGAAAACCUGUGUGUCUGUUCAACAGAAAUGCGAUGCUAUCCCUAUGCUACAUGCAUCCACAGCUAGUUCCAAUCAAUUAGCACAAGAUUACAUUAGUCACAGACAGGAAAUGGGUCCAUAUACCGAAUCUCCACUUCAAGAAGUUGAUGAAAUAAGAUGCGAAUGGAACCAACAGUGGACGACGGUGCCUUUCCAUCCACUCCAGGACAAUAUUUCGGAAGGAGCUGCUUGCAACCCACUAAAUUCUGAUGCUACAAAUCAGACUACUCUUAAUCCAAUUGGAGAAAAGCUGCGACAACAACGUAAUGACAGCAACAGCGAUGGAGAAUGGUUAUAUCAAGAGGAAAUGCUUAGAAAGCGAUCCAGUUCAAUUCCACCCGGAGCUGCAGCAGAAGUCUUGGACAAACAUCAGACAAUGACAUCAGUUGGCCCAACCAGCUUACCCAACUCAAAUGUGUUUUCCCACAAAUUAAAUAACUUUUCGGUGGAUCACAUGGACUCUCUGGCGACAGCGGAAGAAAGUCAUGGCUCGAGGUCCAGGAAUAGUGAAAUUCCGGAUUCGAUACGUCCAAUAAGUCGUGCAAAUGACGAGGUCUAUUGUGCCACAACAGCGGUAGUUAAAUCGAUAAUGGUGCUCUCUCAAGGCGUGGAAAAGUCGCACAUUGAUGGAUACUUGCAUUUGGUUAAAAACGUUGGCGUGGAGCUGAGAAAUCUACUGAAAUCCGUAGAUAAAAUAUCUAUACUCUUUCCGGCUCAAGCCUUGAAAGAAGUGGAAAUGGCCCACAAAGUACUUUCCAAAGACAUGCAGGAAUUGGUAUCUGCAAUGCGAUUAGCACAUCAAUAUAACGACACUACACUGGAUAAUGAAUACCGAAAGAGUAUGCUAUCGGCAGCACACAUCUUGGCAAUGGAUGCAAAGAAUCUCUUUGAUGUGGUUGAUUCAAUAAGGAACAGAUAUAAACAGAUAUCGGUAGCAAAAGAAUCAAAUAGCUCGUUAAACUGUGAAUUGACUUCUGAAGUUGGCGCCGGCUCUUCGUCUAUGCCCAUGUCAACGGAACUUAUUAACGAGCUCGGUGGCAAUGUAAAUGAUAUAAGUCUUUAUGACAAUGAACAUUUACAACAUAACUUCAACUCGAGGCAGCCACAGACAGGAAUUAGCUCUGGACACAGAGGAAUCGAUAUUAGUCACGAAACGAUGGGCAAUGAGCCCUUAAAAAUAAUAGAAGACACAUUAAAUAGCUCUGGCGAGCACAUGUACUGUAACACAUCCGCCCUACAUAGCCAUGCAUAAUUCAAUAAUUCAGUAUAAUGGCUUUUUUUUUGCAAAUAACCUCUGUUUACUUGAUUAAAAGAUGUCUAUAAUCUAAAAAAUAGAAUAUGCUAACAUUCUGUGUAUAUAACAAGCCAAAAUACGUAUGUAUAUAAGUAUGUGCUUUCUCACAAAUUGCGCAAUUCAUCCCAAAAACUUAUCUAAAUACAUACAUACAAUAUUAUAUUGCUUCUGUUCAUAAAAUGUGACGAAAACUCAACGUCGGCCGGCCGCUGUUAAUGCAUUAUUAAAUCGUCAAGUAGUCAAAAUACUUUAAGAGACAUAAAUGUUUAUGUAAUUAAAACACACAAAAGAAAAGAAAUUACUCGUAGAAACAUGUAAA